AUGGCGGCCACUUACAAGCAGUUCCUUGCUGCGCCCAGCUCCUCGGUGCUGGCUGACACAGCUGCGCUGCACUACGUUACCACAACCACGACCUUUGCUGGUCCUACUGAGAUCAUGAAGCACCUUAGUGGUCUUCAAAAGCAGGUGGCCAAGAAGAAGGAGGAGGUCUUCAACAUCGUUGAUGGCCAAAACGUCAUUGUCUUAGAAGUUGACACAGGUCUCGGCUUCCAAACUAGUGGCGGCCCAUAUCUCCCAGGCCUUGACGACAACUUCCUGUCUGCCCGUGACGUGUACCUCCCAAUUACUCAUUUUGUAACCUUCGACGAAGCCGGCAAGAUCCUCCAGAUCAGGCUUCAAUGGGACCAGGGUUCGCUUCUCAAGCAAGUGGAUGUCAUUGGAAAGACUGGUCGCAAUUGGCCUAUUAGAGAUAGCCGAGAGCAGAUCGCAUUUAUCCAGGGGUGCAUCAGGACUGCUGGCACUGCCGCUCCUGCGGCUCCUAGCCACAACGAGUCCGUUGCGCGAAACCGAGGCAACUCUAACAAUGCUUUCCGCGAUCCCCAUGCGUCCUUGAGACUAUUUGGUCCUCGAGACGAGAUCGAGGACCCAGAGCCCUCCAAGGUUGUGUCUCCUUAUGCCGGUACCAGUAACCGCCCGAGACAGCGAUCCUUCACAGAAAUCCUAGGAGAUGAACCGACUUCGCCAAGCGCUGGCCGCCGAAACAUGUCACCUGCGAAGGGAGGUCAAGGUAAGAACUUUAAGCCUUCUCGCAUCUUCGACGAGGAGGAGAAUUUCGAACAGCCCGUGGAGCAGCGAAGCGCUGGCCGCCGAACCAUGUCACCCGCGAAGGGAGGUCAGGGUAAGAACUUCAAGCCUUCUCGCAUCUUCAACGACGAGGAGAAUGUCGAACAGCCCGUGGAGCAGCCUCAGCCUAAGAAUAAGCGAUACAUUCGUCCUGACCCCAAGAAAUACUCUCACUUUGACUUUGCCGACGGUAGCGAUCCCCAGGAUGCCCCCAAGCCAGGCGUACCCUUCCACGAGAGACCCAAAACCAAGCACGAUAGUCAAUGGGAUUUCGAAGAUUUCACAACGCCCCAGAAAGUGAAGCCCUCUAAGACCAUGCGACCCCAGGAUCUUCGUCACUGGGACACUGACAAGGAUGCUGUGGAUGAGACCCCUAAUCGCCCGGCUACCAAGCCCCGGCGCGAUGCCAACGCACAGUCCGAGCGCCAUGAAGACGGUGAGAAAAUGCCCCACCUUCGAGGCUAUAAAAACGAUGGCCUCGGACUUCGCAAGAAUCAAUCGUUUAACAAAGACGAAAUAGGAACCAACGGGGGCGCUCUAGGUAACAUUACCAACGUGAAGAACCGCGGAAAGGACUUUGACCACCACUUUGAUAUCACCGACAAGUCGCCGGCUCACCCACAACACGAAGCUGCUGAAAUGGAGAACACCGACAAGCAUAAGAUUGCCAUUGCUGGUGACGGCAUGGGAGGUCGAAAGGGCACCAACAGGGAUUGGCUUUAUGGUGAGAUCGAUGAUGUCGCCCAGUCAGUUGCUGGUCGUAAGCAGCCCAAUGCCGUCGCCUCGGGUGUUCCCUUGACCAAGAGUGCCAAGAUUGCCGUUGCCGGCGAUGGCAUGGGCGGCCGAAGGGGCGCUGAUCGAGACUGGCUUUACAACGAGACAUCUGAGGCAGCAGAGACCGCGGAGAAGCGCAAAAUUGCUAUUUCUGGUGAUGGCAUGGGAGGAAGGAGAGGUGCCGAUCGAGAUUGGCUUCAAGGUGGUGCAAGCGAUGCGACCGAGACUACCGAUAAGCGCAAGAUCGCUAUUUCUGGUGAUGGCAUGGGAGGCAAGAAGGGCGCCGACCGAGACUGGCUUUACAAUGAGACAUCUGAGGCAGCAGAGACCGCGGAGAAGCGCAAAAUUGCUAUUUCUGGUGAUGGCAUGGGAGGCAGGAAGGGCGCCGACCGGGACUGGCUUCACGGCGAUACAAACGAGACAACAAGCAACAAACCAGUUCCAGGACGAACACCAGUAUCCAACACCGCACCCAGCGCCCAAGUAAAGGAGAACACCGACAAACACAAGAUCGCCAUUGCGGGUGAUGGUAUGGGAGGCCGGAAAGGAACCAACCGGGACUGGCUCUACGGCGAAGUGGAUGAAAAGCCUGUUCCAACACGCCAAAAGGCAUCAGCCAAGGAGGACUUCUGGGACUUUUAG
This is a messenger RNA of Fusarium sp. VM40, 2217 nucleotides long. The record is from the annotation of a GenBank genome assembly. NCBI's taxonomy places the organism in Eukaryota, Fungi, Ascomycota, Sordariomycetes, Hypocreales, Nectriaceae.